AGCGCCUCGCCGCGGCGGCCGCUGGCGGCGAAGUCCGCGCGGUCUCUCGGUCGGACGGCACGGAAACACGUUCGCGAGACGAGAAACGCUGCAGCGGCAGCCGGGCCCCUUGAAGUUGCUGCGCGCGGCACGAGGAGGCCAAUGGACGCCGGCUCUCUGGGCAGCUGCAGCAGCGGAGGCGGCACGCCGUCACCGCCGACGCUCACGUUCGGAUCACCGGCGGCUGCCGCGCACUCGCCGUCGGCCCGCGGAGGCUCAAGCCCGAAGUCGGGCUUCGGCUCACUGACGCCGACGCGCUCGACGCCCGAGAGCCCUCUGGGCGCAGCGUUACCACCGCCCCCGCCACCACCCAAGCAACCUGGUUACGGCGUGUUGCACGCUCUCAACGGUGGCCGCGCUCUGUACGGGGGCAUGCGGCCACCGCCAUCGCCGCCGGGCAUCCCGUCUGACGCGUCCGCCACCGACUGUCGCCUGAUCGACUACCGCGGCGCCAAGGUAGCCGCGUUCCUUGUGAACGGCGAGUACCUGCUGUGCCUGCCACAGGCGUUCGAGCUGUUCCUCAAGCACCUCGUGGGCGGACUACACACGGUGUACACCAAGCUCAAGCGGCUCGACAUCACUCCCAUCGUGUGCAACGUGGAGCAAGUGCGAAUCCUGCGCGGACUGGGCGCCAUCCAGCCCGGCGUGAACCGGUGCAAGCUGCUCUCGUGCAAGGACUUCGACUCGCUCUACAAGGACUGCACCACUGCCAGAUCCGCGAGUCGACUGUGGAACGCUGCCUCUCUCAUGGGUGCUGGCUCUAGUCCUGCCAAUGCCAGCUAUCCGUUCCUGUCACAAGAGAAGAGGUACCCUGGAGAGGAUGCAUCUAUCCAGGCUCGGUCUCGAAACCAAGCCCGGCCCCCCAAGCGUUCCUCGCUGAUGUCGAUGAGUCCGAGCAAUGGGAGUCCGCUGGGCAUGAUGAGCAAGAAGGGCCGCAUGGACGACUACCCGGGAUACGAGAACGGGCACUUGGCAGCCGAGCAAGCGGACAAGCCUCACCACGGUGGCGGCGGGGGUGCCCUACUGCCCAACGGCUUCAGCCCGCAGCAAGCGGCGGCAGCCGCGGCCGCUGCGCACCUGAACGCCACGCUGCCCUUCCUCGCCCUGGGCUCGCACCCACACCCUGGCGGUCUGUUGAGCGCCGCCAUGGGGAUUCCUCUGCCCGGCGCGACGCCGCACCACCCGCUGGGAGGCGCAGCGCCCUCGCGCACCGACCACCACCUCGCCAAGGCCGCGCCGCCUCAGCUUGACCCGCAAGCCGCCCUGAGGUUGCGAGACGACGGCGGCAGCGUUAGGGACCGGAACUUUUCGUCCUACGAUGGAAGCCGGCUCAAGGAUUCGGCCGCUUUUGUCAAUGGCGGCCUUCCGGUGUCGGAGUCCAACGGACACGGGCCUCCGGUGCUGAACCUGUCGCAACACGGCCAUCGCAACAGCGCGACACGGGACUACCACGACGGCGCGGCCGCCGACGCCGAAGACGACACCGAAGACGACACGGACGACAGGGACCCAGAGCUUAGCGGCGCCGAAGGAAGCAGCAGCCCCGAGCUCCACGGCGGUGGAGGGGGCGGUGGAGGCCAGGGAGGGCCUGGCAUGGACGAGCGCUACGCCCUCGACGCGGCACUAGGUCUGGGCGCCGUGUCUUCGAUCGAGACACUCCUGCGCAACAUACAGGGCCUGCUCAAGGUGGCCGCGGACAACGCCAGGCACCAGGACAGGCAGAUCAGCAUCGAAAAGGCUGAGCUCAAGAUGGAAGUGUUGCGAGAACGAGGACUGCGGGAGAGCCUCGAGAAGCAGCUGUCCGAGGAACAGAGGACGAGAGUGUUGUACCAGAAGCGUCUGAAGAAGGAGCGCCGGUGUCGAAGGCGCAUCCAGGAUCAACUUGAGCUGGAGCAGAAAAAGCGCUCUCAGUACGAAGAGGUUCUACGAAACAGUGCCGCCGCCGACCACCGGUCACCACCCGCGCAAUCACAGCCGCAGCCCCAGACGACGCAUGCGCAGGCGACGCAACAACUAACGCCACCUGAACGUGUUCCGUCGCCGGACAUGGACCCAGAGCGUCACAGCAGACAAGAAUCCGAGAAGAAAGUUGAGUCCACGACAUCCGUCGGCUAGACCGAGGCCACCUUUCUUCUCCUCGCGCGCGUCAUCUUUUUUCCCUCCUCGCAUCUCUCCGUGACCUGCAGUCCCCGCCCUGAAACCGACGACGAGCCCCGGUGUCGAGUCCCGUAAACUUCCCUCAUCCAACCAACGAGACGCUGCCACCACCACCAACGUACGGGACACUCGAAAUUGUGCGCGGUGACCGCGCUUAGUGCACAGCAAGGCGCACGCGUUAUGGCCUGCGCUGACUGCUCGUGUUUCGGGAACGUGCGUCGACGAACGAACGCUGCUGCGUCAACGUUCGCGCUCACCGUGUCCUCCUUCAUCUGGUGAUGAUGAUAAUGAUGAAAUGUGGCUGAGCCCUCUCUCGUGAACGAGCAGCGCCGCGGUGCGGCGGCGAAGAUCCCUGCGUGUACAUACAAUGCCGCCAUGCCACCCUGUGUGUUGUCUCCCCGUGUCCAGUCAUGAACUUUUACUUUCCUCAAAUGUUGAAUUGCUGUCGUCCAUCAUUUCCCCUAUCUGUCAGAUUUUCUUUUUUUAUAUCAUGUUUAUCUCGCAAACCUCCCCUGCGGGUGAUAUGCCGUGGCCGCCUUUUUUUUUUCUUUAACUAUCAAUCAGAAGAGUCAUCGUGAUUGAGGAUACAGCCCCUCUAUGAGCAAGAAACAUACAGACAGUUCGGCCACGUAUGCCCCUUAAAUCAUCAGUUGUCAUGUACUAUACUCACGGAGGGUGCAUCAGUGUGUAAACUAUAAGACAAUUUUAACAAAUCGUACCUGUUCUGCGGGAGGUUUUGCAACCAUUACAUAAACAAAUGAAAAAAAAUCGGUACGUCCCUCUCUCUCCAUGUUAUUCAUUCAUCGUGUCGACGAACUGACACCUCCACGCACUCUGACACAUAACCUUUGUUGUAUUAGAUUUUCUCAUUCAUAUGCGUACAUGGUACCUAUUAUCUAUCUCACCUCUCACCUUGGCUCCGUGGUCUUCUUCGUCCUUUGCCUUCCAAAAGCGCUUGGAUUUCGCGUAACUUAUGUUUAGUGUUAGCCGAUGUAUUGAUAUAGAGAGCGUUGUCGAACUGUUUAUAACGUUUCUGCGUGUGCGUGUGUGUAGCGCGAGAGAUUUCGUGGUGUGUCUGGUUGAACAAAAAAUUAUUCCGUAACUUCUUUCUUGUGGUUUACUUUUCACACAAGAAAAAAUGUGCCUGUUUUAGGGAUCAUACGAAUGAGUGUGCGUUCUCUCUCUUUUUUAUUCUUUCCUUAAAUUUGCGUGGAUGCGUGUAUGUGAAGACCCGGUUCACCCUUAUGCCCGACGCUGCUCCAUCUUGUAAACAGAAGGAAACCAAGCCCACUAAGAAUCCUCGGAGUCUGCUGGUGGUCUAACUAACCGGCUGUUGUAACAUAAGCUGUGGCGGUAUGGCAAACCUGCUUUUGUGGAUCUCGAAGACAAUUUUCAUUGCAUGACAAAGCCGUCACUCCUCCUACUUCCCCGGUGUCAUUACUUUCUUGCUCUGUCGCGGAUGAGAGCGCAUUUGUACGACACCGUACGUAAUGCGACAGGCUGCAGUGUUACUGAGGAUUUGUACAUUCUACUUGUGUUCACGUGUUCGAGCAACUGUGUGAUUACGUACGUGAGGAACGAUGUUGUUGUAGCGGCUCACGUGGUGGUGUCCAAAUAUGUUAAUAGCCAAUCCCACCUUCUUUACGUUACGUACCUUCUAUAGUGUCCGAGUGACGCACGUGUUUUACCGAUGGGUUUCGAAGUUUUCUUCGAGUUAAAAUUCGCGUUCUUCAAGCCACAUGGUGUGUAAACUAUAAGCAUUUGUUGGAAUAUGUACCAACUAGGCCCAAAUGAAGUAUUAUUGGUGUUGAAAGCUACACAGAGCUUGUUCCAAGCACCGGAAUUCUAAAACAGAUAUUUCGAAGCUCUUGUACGUUCAUGAGACUACGUGUUGGUGUGCUAGUUCUAGCAGCAGUAAAAACGCCGCCAAGGUCGUUUUAAGUACCCCGAUUCUCUCUUUCACUUUUCGUAAGCCAGGGUGUACAUGUCACUGAGAAAACGUGAAGGCCUCCAUUCUCAAAGGGCACCUAACCAGCCUCUGAACAUACAAAAAAAAAAAAAAACGAGCGCGUUCUUCUCUCCUGGCGUCUCUCGUCUUUCUGGCGCACUUCGUGACGCAAGAAAGGUAAUUCACGUGACGUCAUUACGGUACGUGAUCUCCAUUGGUCCAUAUAUGCGAAAUAUCAGUUGUGAAUUAUCUCCUACCCUGCUUUGCCAUGCAGCCGCCCACCCGUUCUUCCUCGUCUCGCGUGACUAUAGUGGCGAUCAACUGAUUUCACUUCAUUUGCGUGUUUCCGACUGCGCAAGCGGAGAUAACCGCGUGUAGCCGAAAAACGCGAAAUCCUGACAGGCUUAACGCUUAGUGCUGACAUUGUACACGUGCUUUUGAGAAAUAAGUGGUGAGGAGGAGAUAUGGCCUGUAGGAAGGGUAGCGAAGGCGAGAAAGAAAGCACUCCCUCGUCUUUGAACGCGGGGUGGUUAGGGGCCCUUUAACGGAGCGCAUCAUCUCAGGUUCAUUAGCCCUACUACCACCAGCCUCAAUUGGGGGACAGAUUACAGUAAGACCCAUCAAUUAUUACACAGAAACGUAAAAGGCUCAACAAAAUAUUGUAAUUCGUGACUAAAACGUGCACCACUAUAUUUUACGUCUUGUAAACACUUGAAAACUCCUAUAUGGUAAGCGAGCAGUGCGAGAAGCAAAUUUGGCGAAUGAAUUCGAAAAAGAAAAAAAAAAUCUCGUAUCAUAUUAUAUACGGAAUCUUACAGUAAUACUUACGGAGCACCAGGACAAAAUGCUCAAGGGCUGACGUUCUGAGCAUCUAAGACCUUUGCCAGGGGCGUUCUUUGCAUUUUUUAUUAGUCGCAGAUCUGCAUUUGCAGGACAUACUCCCGCAUAAAAAGAGCUAGUUUUGUGACGCCACCUGGAGAGCUCGGCUGACACUGAAACGACGUUUCGGAUUUCCGCAGAAGAGCUUUCGCUCUUCGAUCGGUUUCGACAACGUUGCGCCAUCUAUCGAGACGAGGGUUCAACAGCCGGGCCAUUGACCUCUGCUUCUGCGCGGCUGCGGAUUGCGCUCACUGUGCAGUUACUCUGUUGCGCAGUUGGCUCGGACGGGCACCGCGCGUGCGAGUCAUAAACGGCUCCAAGACAAGCCCAGACUUACAAAUGCCGUGUUAAUAAUCUUUGUUUUUCCUUCCUUCGCUCAGCGUGUUCACGAAACGUCAGCUUCUUCAUUGCUUGCUAAUGUAUUUCUCUGAGGUUUAUCUGCUGUAUUUUUGUCGUUAUUCUGUGCCGGUAUUGAAGUCAAGUAUUGUUUGACUCUUUGUAUUGGUUUUUAGCAAUUUCAAAUUAAUUUUAUUGUCUACUAGAACUUCAGCUCUUCAUGUGCGGCUUGCGUUAAAGUUACGCGGCCCUGCAGUGACCUCGCCUUACGUUAAGUGCGUGGGCAAGACACAUUAAUAUGUACUGCCAUAGGUUCACUAGGACUGCAUGUCCACGCCGAGGUAAAAUCGUUGAAGGAAGUGUAUUUUUAUUUCAUCUGUGUUUUUUUUUGUAGUUUUCAGCCAUUUAACCGCGUGGGAAUAACAUUCAGUACGUUUUAAACCGCUCGCGAUCUGGCUCUACGGCUAUCUUCAACACACGAUUACUAAAUCUUGCUAUCUGUGUUACACUGGACGUGGCAAUGAUGAAUUACAAUUUGGAACCAACUUAAAGUGAGGUCAUUCUGUUUUCCCUAUACGCAUUGUUUCAAACCACGCCCUGUGAAUACUUGUUCUGUAGCACACUUGUCACUGUUGACAAUUAUCAUUGCUAUUACUCAUCAUUAUCAGUCAUCAGCUAUUGUUCUCCUACACGGUUCGCACCAUGUCGCUUCCUGCUGAAAACAAUGGCGAAGCUAGAGCUAUUCCUGUGUCAAUGUGCGAAUGAGGAUUUGUGUGUCAUGUUAGAGACCAACAUGCUGUGUUUUCUUUCUCCCUAUUCUGCCCUAGGAACCUUCGAGGUUAUCAUGUGGUCUCAUGGUGAAUAAAAAAUGGUUUGAAGGAGUGUAAUCACACGAUAUGUAUUUAAAUGAAAAACGCGUGUGUGUGCGUCUGUGUGAGAGAGAUUGUAAUAUGUGCACCCGCCUGAAGUAGCGUAUUGUUGAUGGCAUGUUACACAAUAACAGAGCCGUUGAAGGCUUGUGAGACGACAAAGAAUACAAAGAAAGAUGUGGAAUUAUUGAAUAUGCGUUUAUUUGAUUUCCUUUUUUUUUCCGAGUUGAAAUAUAACAUCAUUUUAAAACACUG
Messenger RNA from Rhipicephalus sanguineus (brown dog tick), 6483 nucleotides. Its product is annotated as dachshund homolog 2. The transcript is spliced from 12 exons. NCBI's taxonomy places the organism in Eukaryota, Metazoa, Arthropoda, Arachnida, Ixodida, Ixodidae. Bases 142 to 2154 code for a protein of 670 amino acids. The record is from RefSeq and is a predicted model, not a curated record.